CCGGUAUUGUCUUCCUAUAUCCAAAGUUUUCUCUCACGUUAUGUAUCAUACAAAGAUGAUGAUUGGGUACACCAGUUUUAUGCUCUUCAUCUUUUUAGCUCCAUCUGUGGCUUUCUUGACAGAUGACAUGGCAAGACAAGCUGGAUAUGGAGAAGAGAAGCUCUCUACGGUGGUGGUUUCUGGGGCGUUAAUCUGCGACGAUGAGUCGCACCCAAUCCCUGGAGCAUCGGUGGCGGUUUGGUGUGGUACGGAUAGGAAAUCCAUUAUUAGAGGCAAAACCGACGAAUAUGGAGACUUUCUUAUUGAUCUUCCAUCCCAUCUUCAUGCAAUUCCAGACAUGGAAAAGAGAUGCCGUGUUAGAAUUGUUGGGGUGCCAAACAAAUCUCCUUGUCACCGACACCAACACCGAGCAAAACACACCGCUCAGAUCAAGUUGUUGUCAUCAGGGAACGGUGUUCGCACGUACUCCACACACCAGAUCCAUCUCAGUACACGUUCACACCCAUUCAGGGGACAUGUUAUAAACAAGUGAAGAGACCUGACCUUCACAGCUUAUAUAUACACACCCACGUACUCAUGAUUAUGAUGGCGCUACAGUCACAAGUCAUAGCACUAGUAUGCAUGGAACUUAUAUAUACAUCCUAAGAGAGAACUAAUGUAAAUAGACAUACAUAUAUAUAUAUAUAUAUAUAUAUAUAGUAUUUCCUAUGUACUAGCUAGCGUGAAACAGAUCAUACUUUUAUAAAAAGAAAAAUAAAUGAUGUCCAUAGACUGUUGUGAUCCAUGAUAUGAUCAAAAGUAAAAGGGAAUAUUAUUGUUUAGAUGCUUUUCUAUUUUGCAUC
Molecule: messenger RNA, 842 nt
Organism: Helianthus annuus (common sunflower)
Lineage: Eukaryota; Viridiplantae; Streptophyta; Magnoliopsida; Asterales; Asteraceae
Exons: 2
Coding region: 41-532 (163 amino acids)
Source: RefSeq, a predicted model, not a curated record